Trichomonas vaginalis G3 is the source of this 463-nucleotide messenger RNA. RefSeq lists its product as uncharacterized. The transcript has a single exon. The annotation marks the transcript as partial. Lineage: Eukaryota; Parabasalia; Trichomonadida; Trichomonadidae. The record is from RefSeq and is a predicted model, not a curated record.
AUGAAGCAAGUUAAAUUCGUCCCACACCAAUCUCAAUGGACCGAUGAAGAGUUUCAAGCCAUGGUUGAAGGCGUUGAGAACGACAUAGACGGCGAACUUGAAGGAGCUCAAACCACAAUUGCAACCAAAAUUGCACAAGUCAAGGAACAGAUAGCUCCACUUAAAGCUACCAAAGCUACUCUUGACCUCAUGGAUACUUACCGUUUAGAAGUAAAGAGUGGAAUAAGACAAUUAAAAUUAAAACUUCUAAACUACGAAGCUAUACUCCAAAAGUUAGCAGAAAUGAGAAGACUUUACCAGAGCUACUUACAUGUAAGGGACUUACCUUCAAGCAGUCCGACCAAAGAUGAAUUUUCUGACAUUGUCCCAAUUUUGUCCGAAAGUCAGCUCAGAUGUUUCGAACUGCUCCCAACAUAUCCAGAAUAUGAACGUUUGCCUGAACUCUUCCGCAAUCUCAAAAAAC